CACAUUGGAUCCCAUUUAGUCUCACAAACUAAACAACAAGAAUUCUUUCUGCUUAACUUGGAUUCUGAACUCUAUGCUUCUUUUCUAAAACACAUCAUUAUCAUGUUGGUUGAGUUGCUAAAUAUCAAAUCUUCCCAUCUCAUUUAAAGUAUGUACUAGCCUCUAAAAUGCCUUCUCCAUUAUUCUUAUUAUCUGCCAAAUUUUUUUGGUGGUCAAUAACAUCAUUGGAGCAGCCAUGAAAGGUCUAAGUUUGUUAUUUACACACGCAAUUGCUGAACUUGUUUGUUUCUAAGUGGUUUGUGUUUUGAAAAUUAGGCUUGCUAGCCCUUUGUUAUUAGAUUUGUUUAAUCCCUGUCUAAUCAUGUUGAUGUGCUCUCUAACUACAUAGACCAAGUCCUCCUGUUUUUCGUAUUAUAGUUGUACCGUCCACACUAUAAAUAAUCAUAUCCCUUUUCAUAUACCAAACAAUGAAGCAGACGAAAAUUUGAUCAAUCUCAGAAGAAAUACAUGUACACAGAGAACACUGAACAUUCUUCUGUCAUGGCGUCGUCCGCUGAGAAUCCGCAGAUGGCACCGGCACCGACUCUAUGCGGUGUCACAGCAGCACCACCGCCGACGCCAUCAGCGCAACCAAACCGUAUCUCCACCUCUGAUGCAGAGGAUGCUCUCUCUCGUUUACUCCAUCGUCUCCCGCCCACUCUGUCUCUCCCUUCUCGUCUCGCCCCUCGCACCACCUCUCCACCUUCUGUCGCGUUCUCGCAGGAUGAUCCAAGCUUCCUCAACCCCAUCCUUUCCUCUUCUUCCGCCCCUUCCCAGCUCGGUUUCUUUCAACUCAGCAACCACAACAUACCCUCAAAACUUGCUGUAGCUGCUGAGAAGGAAGCUCUGUCUCUUUUGAACCUUCCAUCCAGUGAAAAACGUCAACUUUUCUCUGAUAUAUGGCCUCUAAGCUUCGACUACAAUGAUGAUGGUGAGGAAGACGGUGAAGACGGAAAUGGCGAGUCGUUCUGUUUCGACACGUCUUGCACUACUGAGUCAACUCAGUCAUUAUCAUCCUUAAAAGAGUUCGCUAAUUCUUUAGAGAAGGUUGGUUUGGAGACUAUCAAAGCUCUAUCGCAUGCUGUCGGUUUUGAGAACCCAUUGGGAGAAGAAGAUAGUGCUGCAAGUAACAGGUUUAGUUCGUUAAUGUGGAUAUCCGAGGGUGUGCCAGGUAAUAAUCCUGGUUUUUCCGGUCGAUUUUAUCCGUAUAUAAUAGCUCUCCAGUACCAAAUAAGGUGUCGCAAGUAUUCAUUGCUGGCUGACUCGGGUUGGGUUUCUGUAUCACCUCAAGUUGAUUCUGUCCUGGUCACUAUUGGAGAUGUUGCUCAGGUAUGGAGCAAUGGGAAGUUGAAGAAGGUGAGAGGAAGGCCGACGGCGUUUUCAGAGUCGACUCGUUGCAUAUCUAUGUCUCUUCUGCUUACUCUUCCUACUGACAGUACCGCAUCUGACAACUUCCUUCAUCCUGCACCAGCAUUGGUUCCCACUGCCGCCGCUGAUACUAAUGACAGCACGGGCGAGGAGCAUAACAUAACUGAUUGUAAGACGAAUCAUGAGGAUGAUCAAGAUAUUAUUAGCCGCAACAGUGAAAUGGUCGGUAUGGAUAAUAGCAGUACUAGUAGCAGCAAGAGGAUUACUGAAGAUAAAAUACUAUUUUGCUCGUUUAACUUCGAAGAUUAUGCUUGGAGAGUUUAUCAUGAGAGGCUUCCGUUCAAGGACCCGCUCGACAGAUACCGUCUCUCUGAUGAUUGAGUUUAAAGUUUUCAUGGUGUGGUGAUGUAAUGUAGAAGUGGGAGAAGUUACUAGAAGUACAGUUUCAUUAUGGCUAUUUGUUUUGUGAAGGCUGUAUGGCGAAAAAGCACAAGUCUGCCUAUCAAAGUUAUAUGUCUAGUUAUAAUUGAAAGAGGUGUAUUUUAGACAUUUUACUUUCUUUUUUCAUUGAAUUUCAUUAUAGAAUCUUCUUUUUUCUUCCCUCUUGAUUUCUCAUUCUUCCUACAUCAAAGAAAAGAAAUUGUAUCACAAAAUCUGAAAAAUUGCAGCUUGUUUUACAUCA
Molecule: messenger RNA, 2089 nt
Organism: Papaver somniferum (opium poppy)
Lineage: Eukaryota; Viridiplantae; Streptophyta; Magnoliopsida; Ranunculales; Papaveraceae
Product: 1-aminocyclopropane-1-carboxylate oxidase 1
Exons: 2
Coding region: 508-1788 (426 amino acids)
Source: RefSeq, a predicted model, not a curated record